AUGGAUCACGACACUACGCAUGGUGGGUAUCCCAGUGUGAAAUGGAAUACGUCGCUGGACAUCCCGCUGAAAGACUCGGAAGAGGUUGUCAGCAUCGACCUGGCGAACGAUUUGCCAGAAGACCCAAGCGACCUGAAAACGUUGUUGGUGGAAGAAAACUCGGACAAAGAACACUGGCUGACAAUUGCAAUCGCUUACAGCCAAUGCGGGAUGCUGAAAGAGUGCAUACGUCUGGUGGAAAUGGCGCUAGAGGUGUUUCAAGGCCCGCAAUCGGCUGCGUUGCACACAUGUUUAACCUGGGCAUUUUUGAAACAAGCCAAGGCCCAGUCGAUGCACCAGAGUGAAUGGGAUAAUAGCUUGUUACAAGCCGAACAACAUCUCAAGGAAGCUAUUGGAUACAAUCCCUCUGGUGUUGGAAACAUGCUGGCAACAAUCGACCUGUAUUACCAAAGACGGCAAUACGAUAAGGCUCUGGAAAUGUCAGAGCUUUUCUUGCGUGGUAUUCACGCCGAAGACCAGCGGCUUGGGCGUACUUCAAAACCCAACGUUCUAUUUUUGCUCGUUAGGGCCAAACUUUUCUACCAAAAGAAGAAUUAUCCGGUUAGUUUGAGACUUUUCCAAGAAUUGCUGGUUUUGAACCCGGUUUUGAAGCCAGACUCAAGAAUUGGUAUAGGAAUGUGCUUUUGGCAGCUCAAGGACUACGAAAUGGCCCUUCGCGCUUGGAAGCGCAGCUUGGAGCUAGUACCUGAUAAUCAAAACGUCAAAAUUUUACUUUUGCUCGGUGAAUUCCAUAAGACGCUCACGAACUCUGAAGACGACGAGUCUUUUAAGCAGCAAUACACAGCUGCACUCACUCAACUCGGUCAACUUCUCUCAACAAACAAGCACAACCCGGUUCUUUUAGUGCUUUAUCAAACGUACUGCUAUUUGAAAGCCGAUUUUCAAAAGGUUAUAGAUAUCCAUGAGCAACAAAUCGUUCCAUAUGCAUCGGGCUACUCUAACACCGUUGUAUCGGAGUCAGCCUUUUGGUGCGGGCGAGGCUACUACGCCUUACAAGAGCCGCGGAAAGCCUUUGCGGCGUUCCAGGAGAGUCUCAAAGCCAACGAAGACAGUUUACUUGCACGUGUCGGGCUUGGUCAAACUCAAAUCAAGAACGCUUUGAUCGAAGAAAGUAUUUUGACAUUCGAGAAUCUUUACGGAACUCAUGAAAAUAUCCAAGAGAUCAACUAUAUUUUGGGUCUUCUCUGCGGGGCCAAAUGCCUGGAUGCCAAUACCUGGAACUCGAUGGUGCCAAAUGACAGAAAUAAACUCUUACAAAAAUCGGUUGACUAUCUUGAAAAAUACAUCAAGCUAACUAAGGCCAAGGGCAAUCAAUCUGUCAUUGUCAAGGCGUACCUGUUCUUAUCCGAGCUCUACCAGCUCCAAAAUUCACACAAGCAAUCUCUAGAAGUUCUUUCUCGUGUUGUCGACCAGUUGCAAACUAGUGGCGAAAACAUGGUACCACUAGAGAUAUACAAUAAUCUGGGAUGCUUUUAUUUCAUAAAUGGCGAUCAAGCUGAAGCUCAAAAAUAUUUCGACCAAGCUUCGAAAAUGACUCACAAAUCUGGAGAGGAAAGUCCAGCUUCCAUCACUAUCAAUUUCAAUAACUCAAGGGUUGCUGAAUAUGAAAGUUCUGAUGAAGCUCUAAAGGGCUAUGAGAAUCUUUUAGCAGUACACCCUGGCUACGUGCAUGCCAGAAUAAGAUAUCUAUAUCUUUCGGUAAUGAAAGCCGAAAGUGCGUCAUUGGACAAGCAAGCGAACGAGCUUUUAGAGCAUCACAACUCUGAUUUGGACGCACGGUCGUUCUACAGUUGGUUUUUGAAAAACGGAUCUGUUGAAAAGAAAACAGAAGGGGCCGACAAAUUGGAAACCAAUCACAACCGUGAUACGCUAACGAAGUAUGACUCUCAUGACUCCUAUGCUCUACUUUCUCUUGCAAACCUGUACAUAACCAUUGCAAGAGAAUCCAAGAAGUCGUCUGCACCCAAAGAGCAAGACAAAUCCAGACAAUCUUUCAUAAAGGCUAUCCAGCUGCUGCAAAAGGUCUUACAAGUGGACUCAUUCAACAUUUUUGCAGCUCAAGGGUUGGCGAUGAUAUACGCCGAAAACAAAAGGUUUGGGCCAUGUUUAGAAAUUCUCAGAAAGGUCAGAGAUUCUCUCGAUAACGAAUCUGUUCACAUUAACACAGGACACUGCUUGCUAGAAAUGCAAGAGCACGCAAAAGCUAUUGAAAACUACGAAAUUGCGUUAAAACAGUUUUCAAAUGAAAGCUCAAGGCCUUUAUUAUUAAAUCUGCUGGGUCGUGCUUGGUACUCUCGUGGGGUGAAAGAGCGGUCUUUCGAAUGUUACGAAAAGUCAUUAGAGUAUGCUCAGGACGCCUUGGCGGCUGAACAAGAGAAAGAAAAUUCAAGCAUGAUACAGAGCAUAAAGUUCAAUGUGGCCUUAUUGCACUUCCAGAUAGCGGAAACUCUUCGUAGAGCACCUGCCAAUGAAAGAACUGUUUCCCAACUCGAAAACGCCGCAAGUGGCUUGAACACCGCCUCUGUUAUACUAAAGGAGCUGAUAGAUCAAGGCACUAAUAUCAUGCCGAUCGACGAGUUAGAUCAACGUUUGCAGUUGAGCAAUACUACUAUGAAGACUGCUCUUGAGAGAUGUAUUACGCAGCAAAAAGAGCAUGAAGCGGAAGCUGCUGCGAAAUUGGAGAACGCGAGAAGAGCAUUUGAAGAAGGCGAGGAGAAGGAGCGUGAGCAUCGCAGACUUCUUGAAGAUAAAGAACGCCAGCGUAUUGCUAAACAGACCGAAGAAUAUAACAAACUUCAGGAAGAAGCGCGUAAGCUGAUGGAAGAGCGUACAGAAAUGGACACGCUGGAAGACGCUAGGGAUUCUAACCCACCGCUGAGCGGUGAUGAGGAUUUCCAACAAAACGGGGAAGAUAAGAAGAAGAAGAGAGCCAAACGUACUAAGAAGGCGGAUAAUGAGAAGGCUGCUCCAAAAAAGAAGAGGAAAACCAAAAGAGCCGUUGUUGAAGAUGAUGAAGACAACGAAAACGAAGAAGAAGGGCUCGCGGAGCCCGAAACCUCGAAGCCUGGUCGGAAAAGCAAGUCGCCGUAUCUAUCCAAAGAGUUUAUUGACGACAGUGACGAAGAAGAUGGUAAGUCUAUGGAAGAUGAUAAGUCAGCCCAAUCCACACCUCGAAAGAAUAGUGACGCUGAGGACAAAGACGACGAGGAGGAUGGGCUAUUCUAG
Messenger RNA from Lachancea sp. 'fantastica', 3285 nucleotides. The record is from the annotation of a GenBank genome assembly. Lineage: Eukaryota; Fungi; Ascomycota; Saccharomycetes; Saccharomycetales; Saccharomycetaceae.